This is a messenger RNA of Aspergillus homomorphus CBS 101889, 1839 nucleotides long. RefSeq lists its product as uncharacterized. The transcript has 2 exons. The coding region runs from base 135 to 1577 and encodes 480 amino acids. NCBI's taxonomy places the organism in Eukaryota, Fungi, Ascomycota, Eurotiomycetes, Eurotiales, Aspergillaceae. The record is from RefSeq and is a predicted model, not a curated record.
CUCCCCGCAAUCCCGUGCGACUGUGCUUAUUAGUCUUCUGCAUCAACCUCCCAUUGCUUAUGAAUGGGAUCGCUUGAUAAUUCAUUAAUCAUUCUAACCGACCUUCCUCCUUCGAUUGUUCUUCCAUUGUAGCUAUGGGUAUUCCGAUGUUCCGGGAGCCUUCCCCAACGGAAGACGCGAGAAACCACGCUGCCAAAGAUAGUUGCGCUGCCGCACGCUCUGCGAUCCGUCGUCAAGCCAGUGUUCGCCGCCCUUCGCGUUAUGGCUCUGUUCUGCGAAAUGCAACAUUGCGAACGAUUUCCCCCCGGUCAUUGUCGGAGGAGCUUGAGAUGGAGCUGGAUCGCACAAAUGGCCCGGGCCUGUCGCGUCGUAAUCGCUUGCCUAAUAUCGUUCGGGCAGUGGCAGUGGGAGAGGAUGUCGACCGCGCACGCGACCGCGAGGCGAUUGGCAUACAGCGUCAUGUUCGCUCUCCUCUUUCGAAUGCUGCCGCCGCUGAAGAUCCAUUCGAUCUCACUAGCGGGCUACUAGAUUCUAGCCGCAACGAAGCUGGCCAACGGCUGCUUAGUGACGCUCUUCGUCAUGGUCGUCCCGGUCAGCGCUUAAGGAUCCCGCGCAUCUCGGCCAUGGCCGACUUCCAGCGACGCGCUCCUCUCGGUGCGGAUACAAACAAUGGGCCGGACCCAGAUCAUCCCCAAUUCACACCUCGCUUUGCUCCUGCGGUCGCAUACCACAGAACUGCUUCCCCUCAAGCGCGCCGAGAUCCUCACCUGUCGCCCUUUCCCCUAUCCGACAGCUUGGGUCCAGAAUUGUCUGCUACCUUGGCUUUACCUUCCUUGCGACGUAUGGGUCAGCGCUCAAUCAAUGACGCGAACCGUGCAAACCAAGAAUCGGCUAUCGAUGGUUUAGGCGAUCGUCAAAGAAGCCUCAGCCCAGAUGAAGACCACGCCAAUGAUGCGUGGGAGACACUUUUGACAACGAUCACGCCUGAUACCAAUCUUCCUAGUGCUGACUCAUCAUUCAAUUCAGCGUCUGCGUCCGGAACGAGUGCUCCUGUGACUGUGAACGGGGCAUUGAGGAGCUCUGCUACCGCACUGCAGCUAGCUCCAAAUACUAUGUACUCGGGUCCUGGCCCAAUGGAGGUAGUUCUUGACCCAUAUCCAGAAUACUUGAAUCCAUGUGACUUCCCAGCGAGUGCUCUUGAUUCCGAAAGCGAUUCGGACUCUGAGACUUCUCAAAACCCACUGUUUCGGCGUUACCGCGCUGUUCGCCAAAUGGAGUCUGUGAGGCGAGCCGUGGACUUUCAAGGGGCUAUGGCACGUUCUCAGGGAACUGCAAGACGGGCACCUGAAGUUCAGUCGACUAUGAGCAGUCAACCCACUGUAUCAUUUGCCUUCUCCGAUUCUUCUACUGACGCCGAUUUGCAUCAGUUCCAAGCCGUGCUGGACCGUCUGACACGUCGGCAAGAUCUUCCUGAUGACUUUUGGGCGUCCGUCGGAUUGUCUCGCACCCUCGCUCAACGUGAAAAUGACGAGACUCACGAUGCCGAUACGGUAGACGGACCACUACGCCCAAAUUGAACAGCAAUCCACUUGACCUUCUCUCUUAUGUUUGUUUUGGUUCUGGGUUUUGAUAGACAGUGCUCGUUAUGCGUCACUCGAGAUACCGGGAAACGCGCCUCAAGGUUUGAGGUUUUACUUAGCGGAAUGAUGGUUCGUUUGGCGUUCAGCGGUGUGGUCUUGAUAUCUUUCCAUCGACGGCGGCGGGCACCACCUGAUGCGGAAAUAAUUUUCUCCAUACAUAUUUUCUGUUUUCUCUGUACUGAUAUCUGAAAUUUCUUUC